Messenger RNA from Lepisosteus oculatus (spotted gar), 6651 nucleotides. RefSeq names its product clavesin-1. Gene Ontology annotation, molecular function: phosphatidylinositol bisphosphate binding. Gene Ontology annotation, biological process: lysosome organization. NCBI's taxonomy places the organism in Eukaryota, Metazoa, Chordata, Actinopteri, Semionotiformes, Lepisosteidae. Gene Ontology annotation, cellular component: trans-Golgi network; membrane; clathrin-coated vesicle. The record is from RefSeq and is a predicted model, not a curated record.
UGGUAGGAUACUUCAGCGUCCUUGGAAAAAUCUAACGUCAAGGAAAAAAGUAAUCUUCAUUUCUUCAUUGAAUAAUGGGAAUUCCAAUCGACUAAGAACGAUAUUAAGCAAUUAAACAAAGAACCGAUAAUCCAUGAGUUUUUAGGCAUGUGUGUGAAGCAGAUAUAUCAAGAAUCGAAUACCUUUGUGCAGAGAAAAUGAACGUCUGAUUUUCCUCAUUUCUGGGAGAUUUACAAAAAGAUCAUCCUCACUCACAAUGUCGAGAACCUUACCUAUGUUUGGAUUUUAAUAACAAGCAAAGAAAACAUUUGGGAAAUUGAACACGGAUGAGUGAAAUUACUCUAUGAGAGACAAAAUGACCCAUUUACAAGCUGGUCUAAGUCCUGAAACCAUAGAGAAAGCUCGUUUGGAGCUGAAUGAAAACCCGGACACUCUCCACCAGGAUAUUCAGCAGGUCAGGGACAUGAUCAUCACCAGACCCGACAUAGGAUUCCUGCGCACGGACGAUGCUUUCAUUUUAAGGUUCCUCAGAGCGAGGAAAUUUAAUCAAAUGGAGACCUUCAAGCUGCUGGCUCAGUAUUUCCAAUAUCGUCAGCAAAAUCUGGACAUGUUUAAAAGCUUUAAGGCUGAUGACCCGGGGAUCAAACGAGCGUUGAUGGAUGGGUUCCCAGGAGUCUUGGAAAACCCUGAUCAAUAUGGCCGAAAAAUACUUAUCCUCUUCGCUUCCAACUGGGACCAGAGUAGAAACUCCUUCACUGACAUCCUGAGAGCCAUUCUGUUGUCCUUGGAAGUGUUGAUUGAGGACCCCAGACUGCAGAUCAAUGGCUUCAUUCUGAUCAUUGACUGGAGUAACUUCUCCUUCAAACAGGCAUCCAAGCUCACCCCAACUAUUCUCAAACUGGCUAUUGAAGGACUACAGGAUAGCUUCCCUGCCCGCUUUGGAGGAAUCCAUUUUGUCAAUCAGCCUUGGUACAUCCAUGCUUUAUAUACAAUUAUAAAGCCCUUCCUUAAGGACAAGACCAGGAAACGGAUUUUUCUUCAUGGGAACAAUCUGAACAGUUUGCAUCAGCUUAUCUAUCCAGAGUGCCUGCCUUCGGAGUUUGGGGGGAUUCUGCCUCCCUAUGACAUGGGCACAUGGGCACGGACGUUAUUAGGCCCUGACUACAACGAUGAAACCGAAUAUACUCACACAUACAACGCCUUGCAUGUGAAGGAAGCCCUGGGGAACUCCGAUAGAGAAUGUACUGAAAAACACAUGAAAAGGUCUCAGUCAGUGGUCGAACCCGGGACUCUAAAGCACGAGGACAGGGAGGAUGAUAACACACAGCCCUUGUUAGCUCUGGACUGAUUUCUGUGAGGAGACACUCUCCUGCUGUGCUUCUUGCAUUCAGAGCCAUGUCUAAGCGAAGUGGCCGAUGAAACUCACCCUCAAUCAAGUCAGCGCUGGCUUGCUCAGGCAUUCCGUUUCAGUGACACAACUGAUACCAGCCAACAACGUCUGCAACUAAUCCCAGCUAAGCAAAAGUUUUUUUUUUUUUGUUGGUGUCGAGUCUGAUUUGUAGCUGUGAAUUUUCUUACUGUCUUAUACUGUACACUAGAUGCUUAUUUUCUCUGCAGAUACAGGACUGACUGGUUACAAAGAUUGUAUAUUUAAUUGAACUUCUACCAAUAUAACCUCAUCAGACCUUCAGUGCAAGGGAUUUUAUUUUUGGAAUUUAAUGGCAGUAAUUUAGAGAAACGGCUGAGGAGUGCUUGCAGGUUUAUUCAUCCAAAGGAAAACAGUUGAAAACACGAAUAAGCUUUAUUCACGAGAACCAACUAAUAAGCUUUAUUCUUGUGGAACAACAGUGCCCAAGAACAAAACGUAGCCAAAAGUAUUUUUGGGAUGCUUUGUCGUAGUGACAUUUGGCUCAACCUCAUUGGCUGAGGGCAAAGGUGGGGUCGAGAAGGGGAUGCAAAAGAUGAAUGUGAAGGAUAAAAUGCUUAAUUAUGGUAUUUACAGUUUUUAAUUUGACAAACCGAUGCCAGGAUUGAUUACAAAUUGGAGCAGCUGUGAAGAAAUUGAAACUUGGCUGCUGUCAUCCUUCCUAAACAUUUGUUGUUAACGCCAUUAAGUAGGUUAAAGUGUGGCUGGCAAAGUUGCUGGCUACUCAUCCAACACAUAUUAAUAUCUCUAUAUCUUAUAAGUAUAAGUUGGUUUCAAAAUGCAACAUUGCUGUCAUUUAUAUUAAUAGCAUUAGUAUUGUUAGUUAUAGUGGAACACAUUACAACUAACGUAUUCUAAGAUGGUGCUGCUAAAGCUCUCUUUUCAAUAAAUAUUAUUACUAAAUUGUAACUGGAAGGCAAAAAAUGGAAUGGAAACCUGAAUAGUCCAAUGGAAUAAACUGGGAAACAGAUGUGAUGCUAUAAUGUUAUAUUUUCCAAUGACGGCACAGUGCUAAGCCCAAGACAGUUAAUGUUUGACAGAUAGCAGAAAAGAACAUACCUUUAUUCAUCUGUUUCCAUCAUUAACUGGAGACCUAGUUUACAUGAAUAAUAUAUUCCAAUGUGCAAAGUCCUAAUCAAGAUCCCUUUGUGUAAACAGGUGGGGAUGUUACACUUAGCUGGAGAAGGCUGAGGACGUCUUUUUAGGUGUAUGUUUAUUGGUUGCAAUAUUAAAACACUGAAUUGAGGAAAUUCUGUUUUUCAUUCUGGCUUAAGCUGUGCAGCCUAUUACUUCAGAACAGUUUAUUUUACUGAGGCUUCUGUGAUUUUUGUUGUAAAAUGUAAUGUUUGUGAUUUGUUGUAGACUGUAAAAUGAUUUAUUGUAUUAUUUACUGUUUUUUUUUAAAUGACCCUUGUUACAGUGUUACAGAAGUGUUAAAAGUUCAUAACAUUCAAGAAUGUGUGUUCUCUGAAGCCUGAGCAAAGAAGAACUACCUCCUUAGUUAGCUUACCUGUGUUUUUCUUCCCAAUUCCCGUCCUGGUGACCCACAAAUCUGCUGGUUUUAAUUCCAUCCCACAUUUAUUAGAUAAAGAAAGUUGUACUUGAUCUAAGAAGUUGCUUCAAUUUAAUGUUCAUUUUUUUUUCUAUUCACAAGUUUGGGAUUUUCACAGUUAAAGCUCCAACAUGCUUCAAACAGCCCAAAGUUAUCCUAUUAUUAAGUAACUGUAGGGUUUGAUUUUGUAACUGAGGGCUCAACAGAUGUGUGGGUCACCAGGAAUAGGAUUGGAAACCACAGAAACCCACAGAGUAAUUCUGUUUUCACAGUUGUGCUCUGUAAAAAUGUGCCAUCAAUACAUCAUCCCAUAUUUUUUCAGACGUGUAGGAAAUAGGGCAUGUAUAAUCAAUAUUUAACUGAUAUGUCAGGUGUAACAGGUGCAACACUGUCACACCAGCUGCUCUGACCCUGCUGGGAUUUGAGCACGGCUGCUCAGACUGUAGAUUCGGAUCACACAUACUGUAGUACUACUGCCUAGACAGUGGGGAAUGUGGUUACAAAAAAAACAGGUCUUUUGUCAAAGGAGUUUUAUAGGUUUCAAGAGAAUGACUUCACUUCAGUAACAAACCCAGCGCCGAUAAACACUGUUACACUGAAACCAAUCAAACAGUAACAAACAUGAAAGUUUCAGUUCAGUCAUCUUCGGGCUUUUAUUCCAAAGGGUAUUAAUGUUUCCUUAAAUUCAGAGAUGCUGUUCCUACUAUACGUUAUUUAAUUUAAUGUGAGCUAUCCCUGUGAUAUAUGUUUAUUAUACAUAUCUGUAAUAUUUCCAAUUUAGAAAGCUCCUCAAUUUCAUUGACUCGUGUUUGUAAACAGGAAUGAAAAUUGUUUUUUGGAUUAAUGUGAAAGGGCUCGGCAGUGGGUCCGUUACACUGUUAUAUAAAACCAGAGUUCGCUUUUAAUGUUAACAUUAAAAACUUCACAAAAUCGAUAAAUCUUUUUUUUCCCCCAACCCUGGUCCUGGAAAGCUACGCACCAUCUCGUUUGUCAUCAUGGGUAAUGUAAUGUGAUUAGGGUGAUCUACUUGCUAUAAGCUUACAUGUAAGACAUGUAAGUUUUUGAGCAGGAAUAUUAAUUGUAAACACUCGAAUCUAGCAGGUAUGAAAGUCCCAGAGGUGAUGUAAUUGGAUGUGUACCACGGAAUCUAUACUAGGACCACUCCACUGAUCUUCUUAAUUUAAUCGGUGGUCUAGAUUCUGGAAUAGUUGGCAAACAAAAACUACAGUAUACUGUAAAUACGAACUGGGACUCCCUUGGCUACAAGAGGCUACGUGUGAAAAAGAUGGGUGUUUAUGUUGACGUAUCAUUCACAUCUUCUAGACAACAUUGGGAAGCAUUUAAAAAGGCACUCAAAAUGCUUGGAUUUAUCAUUAAAAGAGCAAAAAUUUCUGUUACAAUAAAUCACUAGUAAGGUCUCAUUAAGUAUACACUGUAUGUUAUAGAACAGAAAUUGCUGAUCUCGAAUCAGUCCAGAAAAGUGCAACUAGAUACAUUCUGGGGCAGGAAUGUCCUACAGUUACAGGCUGUAAGGAACUGAACCUUUUUAGCCUUGAACCGAGAAGACUAAGAGGAGAUCUGCUCUAAGAAUCAAAAUUCCUGAAAGGCACAGACAAAGUCUACCCAGCAGAUUUCUACAGAAGUAACAGUGAAACGUGUUAAGUGGAAACUGCAUGGGGGUGCAUUUAAGAUCCAAAACCGGAUUAAAUUCUUUACCCAAAGGGUGAAAGAGGUAUAGAGGUAUAAUAAAGAGGUACACGGAACAAGAAGUUCAGCUAAUGUUCUUGAAGCUGAUACCUGAUAAGAUAUGGCUGGCUGAGAUGCUUGGUUCAAUUAACUACUGACUUCCAAAUGGACCAGAUGUGUCCAAUGGCCUUUUCCAUUUUCUUAUGUGCUCGUUUCUCAGGACCAGGUUGGGAACUUCAGUCCAUUCACUGGCGCUAGAGGAGAAUGUUGCCACAACCCUGAGCGGGGGACAGAAACAGAUUUAGUUUAAAUGUGGAAUUCUUUUACAGUAUAUACACACAAUGUAUAUAUUUACACUAAUGUAACAGAUAUGUAUUUCAGUGAUAUAGGGUUUAUUCUCAAUUGCUUGUGAAGAGCUUUGGGAUUUCAUUAAAAUUAAAGGCACUAUACAAAAAAUGUUACUAAAAAGUAUAGAUGAACUUAAAGUAUGGAAUAAAACAUUCUGUUGAAUACAUUUUUCAGCUCUGUGUAAUCAAAGCACUUUAAGUUUAUACUUUAUUGACUCUGCAUUGACUAUAGAUCUGUUUGAUUGAACUGUAAAGUCAGCUUGACCAAGUGCUGUACACUUAGGUGUUUUCUGAGCUUCUUUCUCUGCUGUAGUGCAAUAAUUCCCCUUUCUCUCAUUUGUAAAAUGUCCUCAAUUACGCAUCCAUAAGGAUUCUGUGAAAUUUAAGGACCACUGAAGAUAAACAUGUCUGACUCUCAAACAGAGGAUUUAAAAUAGUUAUUCCCAUUCCUGGUACAUUGUCUCUUCUGGAAUAGCUCCAGCUAAUUUUCUCACGUUUUCAAUUUGCAUUCAGCCCCUUAAAGGUUGAAAAGGAUUUGUAUUUGGUGUCCACCAUGUACCAAUUUUUGAGUUCAAGAAUGGCCCCCAUUCAGGUGUCUUCCCCGAAAUAUUAUCCAACUGACCUGCAGAAGGAAAAAAAAGCUCACCGUGGGGAUUGUUUUGACACAGUGCCAUCCUCACCUUUGUUUGUUCAUCAUAAAUUGAUCACCUGUCAAAAGUGGCCUCAUCAGAAAUAAGGGUGAGCAAGUUGAGCAAAGGCUAAAGAAAUGAUGUAGGCUGAAUUUGUUGGAAACACUUCUCUUGAAGUAGGGUAGUUUGAUUACCCAGGACUAAGUGUACAAAAAGCAAAAACCCAAUUCUAAAUGAACAAGCAGAUCAAUUAAAAUUCUCAAUUAGCACAUGAGUUUUAAAGCUCAGCUUUAGAAGAUGAGAAUUUGAAUGGAAGCAUGGUAUGGUCUUGGGAGUCCUCCAUUUUCAACCCGAUCUGCAUUUUUAAUCUUCUGUUUAAUGAUGAUACGGUAUGUAUGUACUUUAUAAUUAGGAUUUAUCUGUCACUCAUCAAAGUUAGGUGGAGUGACAUUUGGCAGCUGCUGACUUUUCAUGCUUCAAGAGAUGUGACAGAAACUGUUAUAGUUUUCUAAAAUUACAACAUUGCAGUGUUCAUCAUCCUCUUAUUCCUACAUUUUGUUCAAGUUUAAAAUGGGCAUUUUCAUAAUUUUUAAGGUAAUUCAGGAUUCUGAGAUGGCUCAUAAGAGAAGGAGAAUUUGGUGGGCAAUAUUUCUGUUAAAGGUUAUGAAAUGUGGCCAGAGCACAAUAUCAGUUCUGCAUGGACUGAAUGUGCCUGCAAAGAGGUUAUUCCCUGCAGCAAUGGUGGGAAAUGAGAAUAAAUAACGUUUGGAUCAGACCUUGUUCCAGGCCUAAAGCAAUAGAGGACUAUUGGUAUUGAUGUUAUUAAAAUCCAGGGGUAUUCACAUACAUGAUUCACAUAGUACUCAUCCUUCUUGAGUAACUCAUUAUAUUCUGUUGUCGCUUAUUAUUUCUGUUAUGGUAAUCAAUCAAUAUGGUGAGCACCUACAGUAUAAUGGUGAUAAUACAGUAUACGGUGAUCACCUACCGUAUGGGUGGAGUGGUGGCUCUGUA